AUGUCUACAAUGGAAAGAUAUACUGACGAAAAGGCUGCCGGCGUCGAGGUCGAGGUACUUCCAGUACCAGUGACCUAUGUCGUCGAGCCAAAGCGACCAAGUUACCUCCGCCGCUUCCUUCGAGUCGUCCUUGCCUUCCUCGGCACUCUGCUCGUCCUCAACGCAGCCAACCAUGCCAUCAACUAUGCUCUCUCAUCUGGCUGCCCCGGCAUGAUGAAAGGUGGUGGCCAUCAUCAGCACCCGAUUCCUCCUAUCGACAACUGGAAGCCAUAUGAAGGUACUACCCACUUCGAAUUCGAGCCAGAGCACGCAUCCGGUCUUUCCAUAAGAGGCACUGAGGUCUUUGGCAAGGUUGUCUUCGAGACUUCUAAGCUCUCCGACAAGGUGGUAAUCGACCUGGACCUCAAGACCAACCACCACGACAAGAACGGCGAGGUCAGCAUUGAAGAGAAGGAUGGCUACCUUACUGUCACUACUCCAAGCACUGGCAAGCUCGAGACAUAUGCCUCAGCCAAGAUUCAGAUUCCAUCCAACCUCCUCGGUACCUUCGGUCUUCCAACCUUUGACCUCAACCUGCCAAAGCAUAUGGUUGACUACUCAUCACUACCCAAGUCACUCGAGAUUGGUGUAUUUGCCAUCAAGCUAGGAAAGGGCUUCGUCAAGCCAGGCCCAGUUCACUCCAACAACACCCAGAUCACUAUUGCAAAGGGUGCUAUUCACGGUUCCCUUACACAAGCCCGUUACGAGACCUCCCUGGAUAUUGCCCAGGGUAAUGUCACCCUCGACAUCUCUUCCAUCUCCGGUGGCAACGAGGGUGUCUCCAACAUCAAGCUUGGUGAUGGUCACCUCAAGGGUUCUUUCCCUGUCUACAACUCUACCACACUUGACGUUGCUAAGGGUUCUCUCUAUGUCAACGUUGACUUCGAGUCAGCUGCUGAAGGCAACCGUGCCGAGCUUUCCACCAAGGUUGGCUCUGGCCCAGCACGCGUCUAUGUUGACAGCAUCGCUGCAGAGCGUCUAUUCAAAUCAUACCAUACCACUGUUUCUGGCGAUCAGUUGAUCACUUAUCCUGAGAACUUCCAGGGCACCAUUGAUGCUCGUGGCAUUGCAGGAACUGUUCAGCUCGAGGGCAAGGAUCUAGCUGUUGAGAAGGUAUUGGGCGGUCUUCAAGGCACCAAGGGUGAUAGCGAGCGAAACUAUGUCAGCGUAAAGGCUGCCAAGGGUGCUUUGGAUAUUAUGGUUGGUGAUGAAUAG
Messenger RNA from Lithohypha guttulata, 1254 nucleotides. RefSeq lists its product as uncharacterized. The record is from RefSeq and is a predicted model, not a curated record. Bases 1 to 1254 code for a protein of 417 amino acids. Lineage: Eukaryota; Fungi; Ascomycota; Eurotiomycetes; Chaetothyriales; Trichomeriaceae. The transcript has a single exon.